This is a messenger RNA of Purpureocillium takamizusanense, 1377 nucleotides long. RefSeq lists its product as uncharacterized. Bases 258 to 1088 code for a protein of 276 amino acids. The transcript has a single exon. Gene Ontology annotation, molecular function: catalytic activity. NCBI's taxonomy places the organism in Eukaryota, Fungi, Ascomycota, Sordariomycetes, Hypocreales, Ophiocordycipitaceae. The record is from RefSeq and is a predicted model, not a curated record.
AGCAACGAAUCCGGGAGCGAUGAUGGUCCGCGAGCCCGUAUAUAAGGUGGAAGUCUGCUAUAGCUAGUGCCGAAACCUGUCGGACGACUUGCUGGAUCGACUCCCGAGAUUCCCGUAUUAUUUGCGAGGCGACGCCUGAUACAAAAAUACCAAAAACACCAGGAGGUAUUAAUCCUUGCCGAUAUGGAGUCCAUUUCGCCUCCUGUCAAGCAACCCCAUCUAUCACUGUACUCUUAUUUCCCCUCGUCGCAGUCACCAUGCCGUACAUUACCCUCCGAGACGGCGCAGAGCUCUUCUACAAGGACUGGGGCAACCCCAAGGGCCCCGUCGUCACCUUCUCCCACGGCUGGCCGCUGAACAGCGACAACUUCGAGAGCCAGAUGGUCUUCUUCGCGGACCAGGGCUUCCGCGUCAUCGCGCACGAUCGCCGGGGCCACGGCCGCUCGUCGCAGACAUGGGAGGGCAAUAACAUGGACACGUUCGCCGACGACCUGCAGGAGCUGUUCGAGAAGCUCAACGUCAAGGACGCCAUGAUGGUCGGGCACUCGCACGGCGGGGGCGAGGUCGCGCGCUUCCUGGGCAAGCACGGCACCGGCCGCGUCAACAAGGCGGUGCUCAUCGGGGCGGUGCCGCCGCUGAUGCUCAAGACGGGCGCCAACCCCGAGGGCACGGACAAGUCGGUGUUCGACUCGUUCCGCGCGGCCAUGCACAAGGACCGCGCGCAGUUCUUCCUCGACGUGCCGAGCGGGCCCUUUUUCGGCUUCAACCGCCCCGGCGUGCAGAGGAGCGAGGGUCUCGUCCGGAGCUGGUGGCGCAUGGGCAUGCUGUCGAGCUACAAGUCGACGUAUGACAGCAUCAAGGACUUUUCCGAGACGGACUUUUCCGGCGACCUCGAGAGCAUCGACGUCCCCGUCCUGGUGCUCCACGGAGACGACGACCAGGUCGUGCCGUUCAAGGCCGCGGGCGAGAAGUCGGCCAAGCUGCUCCCCAAGGGGAAGCUCAAGGUGUACCCCGGAGGAUCGCACGCCAUUCACAACAUGCAGGUCGAUGAGGUCAACAAGGACCUGCUCGACUUUUACAAGUCCUGAGGUGAGGAGGGAGGGAGGGAGGGAGGGAGAAAUAUGGACACAUGCAGAUUGAUGAUGCCGAGCGCAUAAGCCGUGCGUGCAAUCUCGGGGAAUACGGCGCCACCAAAGUGAUCGGCCUCUCUAGUCCACAACGCCAGUCAAUACAAGUUGUCGGGUGCUGCGCGUACCAUGAAAUGCGAUUGGCCUUUUGAGAUGGGCCGGUGAAGCGCUGCACCACGAGAUCGCCGUCUGUGUAAUGUUGUUCCCAAGUUGAAGUUGCCCUUUUGUUUACCCAGAUGCGUAAAGUCGC